This is a messenger RNA of Lepus europaeus (European hare), 1179 nucleotides long. RefSeq names its product MYG1 exonuclease (gene MYG1). The record is from RefSeq and is a predicted model, not a curated record. Gene Ontology annotation, cellular component: nucleus; cytoplasm. The coding region runs from base 24 to 1160 and encodes 378 amino acids. Lineage: Eukaryota; Metazoa; Chordata; Mammalia; Lagomorpha; Leporidae. The transcript has 7 exons.
CCCCCGCCGGCGCGGGGAGCCGCAUGAGCCGCCGUCUUCUCCGUGGUCUCUCCCCGCUGCUGCCGCCCCUCGGAGCCGGGCGCCGUAUGCUGGGCUCGGAGUCCGUCUCGGCCCCCAAGCGCCCGCGCCGCAACCUCAUGGCGCCACCCCGGAUCGGAACGCACAACGGCACCUUCCACUGCGACGAGGCGCUGGCGUGCGCCUUGCUUCGCCUGCUCCCGGAGUACCAGGAUGCGGAGGUCGUGCGGACGCGCGACCCCGAAAAGCUGGCCUCGUGUGACGUCGUGGUGGACGUGGGUGGCGAGUACGACCCGCAGAGACACCGAUACGAUCAUCACCAGAGGUCUUUCACGGAGACCAUGAGCUCCCUGUGCCCCGGGAAGCCCUGGCGGACCAAGCUGAGUAGCGCAGGCCUCGUCUACCUGCACUUCGGGCACAAGCUGCUGGCCCAGCUGCUGGGCACCGCUGAGGAUGACGACGUGGUGGGCGUCCUCUAUGACAAGAUGUACGAGAACUUCGUGGAGGAGGUGGACGCAGUGGACAACGGGAUCGCGCAGUGGGAUGAGGGGGAACCCCGAUAUGCACUGACCACUACCCUGAGUGCCCGGGUGGCUCGGCUGAAUCCCACCUGGAACCAGCCCAACCAAGACACGGAGGCGGGGUUCCAGCGCGCCAUGGAUCUGGUCCGGGAGGAGUUCCUGCAGAGGCUGGACUUCUACCAGCACAGCUGGCUGCCUGCCCGGGCCCUGGUGGAAGAGGCCCUGGCCCAGCGACUCCAGGUGGACCCCAGUGGGGAGAUAGUGGAACUGGCCAAAGGCGGAUGCCCCUGGAAGGAACAUCUCUACCACCUGGAGUCCACGCUGUGCCCACCUGUAGCCAUCGCCUUUGUCAUCUACACUGACCAGGCGGGACAGUGGCGGGUACAGUGUGUGCCCAAGGAGCCCCACUCAUUCCAAAGCCGGCUGCCCCUGCCAGAGCCGUGGCGGGGACUUCGGGACGAGGCCCUGGACCAAGUCAGUGGUAUCCCUGGCUGCAUCUUCGUCCACGCCAGUGGCUUCAUUGGUGGGCACCGCACCCGAGAGGGCGCCUUGAGCAUGGCCCGUGCCACCCUGGCCCAGCGCCCAGCACCUGCGCCUCCCACAAGUCCCCCAGUCGAAUAAAACUUGUAUCCCAUAUGGA